UAUACGCCUUGGCUCCGAGUCAAGUCGGAGUUGACACCAGGCAAUUGACCAAUCACGUUACACCGUUCCUGAUGAUCUCGGACCCCUAUUAGACCGCACAUCCUCAGCGGCAUCGAGAAUAAUUGGCAUUCUUCUAGUCCGAUCGACCUCGGGAAUUGGCUUUAAGUGUAUGAGCCUUCUAGGACGAGCUCUAAAAGCCAUGUACGUAUGGACUCAGGAGGAGAGGUCGUGAGAAUACAAAUAACCCUUCACUACUUCUCUUAGUUUGUGUUUUUAGUUCUAUCCAUACUCACGCUUAACAGACAGGUUCAUAUAUCCGAUUUACCCAACUACAGACUAUUUCAGUAUUCUUAGGAAGCUUCUACGGUUUCCCAGUCCAACUUUACAAAAUGGCUAGCGAAGGCAAGACCGGGGGUGCUCGACAUGUGGUGAGAAUUGGUGUAUUCAUCCCGACGGACUGUCAGGUUCUCGACGCGGCGGCUGUCGAUAUCAUGGGGUCUCUAAGCUACGAAUACAUGAGCAUGGUAGCCUCGCUCGUCCCCCAAUCCUUCCUCGACCUCGCGCCCUCGGUGGACAUCCGGUACAUCGGCACCGUCCCAGCCGGCCAGCCCAUCCAGCUCACGGCAAACCAAGGCCUCGUGUCGACGAACCAUUACUCCGACGCCGAUGUCGCCCCCGGCAAGCUCGACAUCGUCAUGAUCCCCGGCCCGGACCCGUUCAAAGUGCUCGAGAAGAAGUCCUUGGAAUGGCUGAAGAAACAUAGUGAGACGCCCGGCGUGGAUAUCUUGAGCAUUUGCUCUGGGAUCCUGGUUUGUGGCGAGGCGGGGCUGUUGAAGGGGAAGACGGCGUGUGGACCGAGGGGCAUGCAGGAUAUGAUCCGCGCGAAGGGGUUUGGCGAGAAGGAGCUUGUGGGAGAUAAGUUGAGGUGGAUUCAGGAUGGGAAUUUCUGGUCUAGUGGUGGCGUGACUCACGGAAACGACCUCGUGGCGGCGUACUGCCGUGCCUCGCACCACUUCCCGACGCCCCUCGUCGAUGUCGUGUGCGAGAUGAUCGGGGUGGGAGAUCGUGCCCAGGCGUAUAAUAAAGAGAUGAUUGCGUUUGAGAUUCCCGGGGGAGCUGCUUAGGCUGCUGGUAUGAGUGCUUGGGUAUAUCCAUUGUUUGGAUGCGGUUUGGGAUGGGAACUCAUCCAGUGAGGGAAGGAUUGAAGUGGGAUGAAAUGAGGAUUGUUCUCAUCUUUUGUCUUCUGAAUGCUGGCAUUCAUAGUCCUGUGAGGAUGUACACCCGCGUCAUUCUUGGGCUAAGACAUAACUUUAUGGCACUGUAUCUGGUUAAGACAACUUGAAAUCGAAGGGUUCCAUUGCCAGAGACAUGGUUUGAAAAUGCU
Molecule: messenger RNA, 1384 nt
Organism: Annulohypoxylon maeteangense
Lineage: Eukaryota; Fungi; Ascomycota; Sordariomycetes; Xylariales; Hypoxylaceae
Product: ThiJ/PfpI family protein
Exons: 4
Coding region: 390-1124 (244 amino acids)
Source: RefSeq, a predicted model, not a curated record